AUGGACUUUAACCCGAUUAGCAUUGAAGAAGGUGGCCAUACCCAGCGCCAGAACGGCGUGGCGAAUGCAACUGCCAGAGUGCGCGCCGCUGGCCGAGGUGAUGCAGCCGGUCUGCUCAGCCAGCACGCGUCCUUCGGCGACGCGCUUCGUGCCUGCCGUAACGCAUUUUACUACCACACAAGUUGGUCGGUUCCGUACCCCGAGGUGCCUGCUGUCCCGAUGCUGUACUACCCUGACGAGUAUAAGCUCAUGGUUGAGUCCACCAUGCCACUCGGCAUCAUGCAGUCGGAGCUGGACGCAAUGCAGACGGGCCUCCUCGACAGCAUUCCGCUGGCGUACUACCCGUUGGAGCCGAAUGCGCUGGACGAGGCACGGCAGGCGCUGAGGCGCGCGGCGCCGCCGAAAAAGCGUGCAGCGGCUGCAGCAGAGGUGGACGACGUGACAUCGUCUUCAUCUACCUCGGCAGCGAAUGCGUCCGAUCGUGCUCGCCCGCCGCACGGUCGCCUCGAUCCUGGCGACGCGGAGAUUGCGAGUAUUGUGGUCGACGCGAAUGAAAUUCAGAUUCGCAACCUGCCGUCGCUCACCCAGGUGCAGCGGCCCCUGUACACGGAUAUCGGUUUGGUGCCGCAGAAGGAGCGGCAUGCCGCGCGUGUGGCGCGUACACAGCCCACGGAGACAAAGCCACAUGAUGCCGCGCUGACGACAGAAGAGGUGGUGCGGCAGUGGCGUCUCGACGUGCAGUCAUCCUUCGUGCAGGUCUCGCAGAUUGACAGCGGCUUUGCGCGCUUCAUUGGGGAGGUUGCGCACGCAAAGCUUGGCCUGGACCGAAACAAUGUCUCACAUAUGCGCCUGACGCGUGCACUGUGGGCUCUUCUUUAUCAGGACACGACGAAGCGGCAGCAGCGCAAAGUCUGGUACGCGAUUUGCCACUUCUCCUCUAUCUUUAGUGACACCCCAGCGGCCUCUGAGGCGGCGGUGGCGCAGCUGUUGCGCGAAACGGAGGCGCUGGGGUUGUCUCAGUACUCGACCAGCUGGCGCCCUCUGUUGAUGGAGUACACGCGGGCUGUGAGCGACUACAUCGCAGCGCUCCCCGGCGGCGUGGAGCAGCGUCGCGAGAAUCUGCAGUUUCACGCCAAGGAGCUGGAUCAGCUGUACACGGGUAACGUGUACACCAACAUCAAGCUUGACGGCAAACUGGCCCGCACGAGUGCUGAUCGUCUGAAGAACACCAUUUACCCAGUAGAAGUGAUGCCAGUGUACCCCAGCGGGUACCAGCAGGCGGCUUCUCUGGGAGCUGCUGUGAUGCGGCUGCACGACUCGGAGGAGCUCGACUUCCUCGCUGAGCGUGACGCCUCGUUGCACCACGUCAUUCUUCCUGACGCUGUCUUGCCCAAGGCCGCUGCCGCACGGCCGAACAUGCUUGUCGGCAGCUGCAAUCUUCUUGUCGCUGACGACGGUGACUUCGCGAAUGUGCAGAGGGGCGCGACUAUUCGGUACAGCGUCUCGACAGAGAACACCUACCAGACCCUGCGCCAGGACCCGAUGAGCACGUCCAGCUACCUGCUGCGGGUGGGACAGGUGGCGACUGACGCCGCUGCUUCCCUCGGCGCCAACCACGACGGUCGCUACGUCAUGUACGACCGUAUUGGCCACCGCGAUGUUUACCAGAAGACCAACCAUACGGACACCAACACGCUCUCGCGCUACGUGGUGAUGUUCACUGACAUGCCGGCCGCGGCCGGGGCUUCUGAAGCAACCGCUGGCGCUAGCAAUAGUGGCCACCUCAACAGCGUGAAGCGAGAGCGUGAACAAGUGCCGGCUCACGAGGCGGCGGCGGAGCCCUCGGAGCCUGUUGCACAGGUGCUUCGCACAGAAUGA
Leishmania braziliensis MHOM/BR/75/M2904 is the source of this 1878-nucleotide messenger RNA. RefSeq lists its product as hypothetical. Lineage: Eukaryota; Euglenozoa; Kinetoplastea; Trypanosomatida; Trypanosomatidae. The record is from RefSeq and is a predicted model, not a curated record. The transcript has a single exon. Bases 1 to 1878 code for a protein of 625 amino acids.